UUAGAUUCGUCGGUUUCUAUUCUUGUCGCUGAAGCUUGGGGUCAAAGAGAAGGCAUUAGAGGGGCUAUUUCUUUGCGCAUUAGAAAUCUUAUUAUUGAGGGUGACAAUUUGGCUGUUAUUCAAUCUAUUAAAAACAUUUGAAAAAUUCCUUGGACUAUUAACUCUGUUAUAUUAGAUGCAGGUGAAAAUAUGAAGCAGUUUGAGGAUGUUCAGAUUCAUCAUGUGUUCCGGGAAGCUAAUUCUGCUGCGGAUUGGAUGACUCGUCGAGAGCUCACACGACAACUAAUCUUUUUUUUUUUUUUUUUGAGGGGGCUCUAUCAAUCGACAACUAAUCUUACUUAUUGGUAUGAUAUUCCUGAUUUCUCUUUCAUUAUUAUCAUCGCGAUGCUUUAGUAUGACCCAAAUCGUAGAAUCCAUCCUAGUUAUUUCUUUCCUUCCUAAAAAAAAAAAUAUAUAUGUCAUUGCACUAUUUGUAUAUAUCAGAUAUAAACAAGUUGUUUUUGUCUCUUUUGUCCCCAAGAUCCUUCUUUUUUUGGGUGUGGACGACAAAAUUUAGAAACUUACCUCAAGUCUCUCUUUUCUCCUCUUUUCCCACAAUGUAAUCUGAUUGCAACCGUCAUUCACAUCAUCCCCACCCAUUUUACCUUUUUUCUCCUUUCUCUCUCUUUCAUCCCUCUUCCUACAAUAACAGCAAAGAUUACCAUAAAUUGAAGUAUAUUAUACAAUGAAAAAUAAUUUCAUGCAUUCAGAAUCAAAAUGUAGGCAAAAGUAAUUCAUGGGUAUUUCUGGGUUUUUCUUGAAACCGAUUUAUUCAUUGAUUUUUUUGGUUUGAUGGGAAGUUUUUCUUUUUAAUUUUUGGCUUGAAAAGAUGGGUGAUGAGGUUUUUUGGAGAUUGUGAGAAGUAAGAAAAAAAUGUCUGAAUUGGUAGCACGCACUGGUCGUCAUCAGCAACGUUAUGAAGAUGGUUGUCGCCUUGUUGCUGGGUGUAUCCCUUUUAGAUAUAGAAGUUUUGAUGAAAGUGAUAGAACAGAAUCUGAGAAGGUUGUGGAAGUGCUUAUGAUCAACUCAACUAGUGGACCAGGUCUUCUGUUCCCUAAGGGUGGCUGGGAAAAUGAUGAAACUGUCGAGGAGGCGGCAAGGCGUGAAGCAAUGGAAGAGGCUGGUGUCAAGGGCGACCUAUUGGAUUGCUUGGGUUACUACAGCUUUAAGAGCAAAACCCUUCAAGAUGAUUUUAGUCCAGAAGGUUUAUGCAAGGCUGCUAUGUUUGCAUUGCUUGUCAAGGAGGAGCUAGAGUAUUGGCCCGAACAAAGUACUCGGCAGAGGAUUUGGUUAAACAUAACUGAAGCGUUAGAUUGCUGCCGGCACCCAUGGAUGCGGCAAGCCCUUGAAGAAGGUUUCAUGAAGUGGCAUGCUAGUAGUGCGACAACGCCGACAGGCACCGAAUAGUUUUAGUUGAAGAGAUGGAAUUAUGUAGCCAAGCUCAACAUUUUUCCUACCUUUUUCUUUUGACUUGUUUAAAAUUACAGGGAAAGGGCAUUCAAGUUUUCCCAACUGUUUUUAGCACUUUUUCUUCUUGUUUUCAUAAGAAACUGUACAUUAUGAAAAAAGGACUAUGAAGAUUAGAGACAUAACUAAUUGUUACCCUCUUUGAAAUCUAAAUACUUUCUUGUU
This is a messenger RNA of Beta vulgaris subsp. vulgaris (sugar beet), 1671 nucleotides long. Its product is annotated as nudix hydrolase 16, mitochondrial. Bases 913 to 1446 code for a protein of 177 amino acids. The record is from RefSeq and is a predicted model, not a curated record. Gene Ontology annotation, molecular function: pyrophosphatase activity. Gene Ontology annotation, cellular component: cytoplasm; nucleus. Lineage: Eukaryota; Viridiplantae; Streptophyta; Magnoliopsida; Caryophyllales; Amaranthaceae. The transcript is spliced from 4 exons.